Molecule: messenger RNA, 1220 nt
Organism: Aspergillus candidus
Lineage: Eukaryota; Fungi; Ascomycota; Eurotiomycetes; Eurotiales; Aspergillaceae
Exons: 3
Coding region: 332-682 (116 amino acids)
Source: RefSeq, a predicted model, not a curated record
AAGAAGAAGAAGAAGAAGGAAGCCGCGUUUUCAUUUCUAUCCCUGGAUCAUUGCCUGUUCAAUCCCUGGAGCACACGACGGGUUCCCUUGUGUGAUGCGAUGCCUUGAAUGUCGGUAUCUGCGAUGCGCCAACCCGAAAAACUCGAUCGCUGCACCAUCUCUUCGCAAGCGGGAACCGGGAUAAUCGCCUGCCCCCAAGGACAGAACCACGAUCAAUUUGCGUCCCAAUUCAGCUACCCAGUAUCCUACCGUGUCGUCGCAUGACUGGGUCAAAUUGGGGUUUGGCCGGAAGAGUCAACUGAGACGGUCGCAGCGCUCGUGCCGAGGCCGAAUGCGGCCAUUGUGCGGCUCCGUGCACUGCCCUCUGAAUUCAUCACCCCGUCAGGUCCGUGCUGGGUCAAAAAAUUCCCCCAGUGGUUCACCUGGAACGAUCGCUUCUUCGUCAACCCCUCGCAAUCGGACGCCGUUGUCUUCAGUUUUCCUUGGAUCUUUCAUCGCGGUCGGAUCACUUCUCAUCGUCUGGCUUAUCCCAUUUCGAUCCUGUGGAAUCGCUGCAUCGCGCGGAUUAUUGGGGCAAAAACGUGGUUCUCGGAUUGACGGAUUUUCUUCGCCUUCGCCUUUCUUCUUCGAUCUUUCUUUCCUUUGGUCGAUCUUCUCUGUUGCGAUCGUCUCGGCUCAUUGAUUGCCAUCUUCCAUACUAAUCCUUCCCUGCUCUUAGGAAUUGAAUACCCUUUCGAUCAUUUCCAAGUAUCAACGACCGUACGCUUCUUUGCUUGACGACUCCAACGAAUUUCAAGUCAUCCUGGCCGUUACGGAAUAGAAAAGUUUGUCUUGUUCGGGUUUUGCUCUUUGAAAAGAUAUCGUUCGCGCUCCUGUUGUCUUCACGAAAUUUCGGCUUCAAUCUCCGCCAAUAUGUCUUUCCAGAACUUCGAUUCGUUCCAAAACCAGCACCCCGCUGCUGACGCCGCCGCCGCCGCGUCUGGCGCUCCCGCGACCGCGGAUACCGCCAUGACCGGCCAGGCCGACCCCGCUACCGCGUCUUUCCAGGGUCCUGCUCCCGGCGAGCCCAACGCCGCUGCUUCUCAGCAGCCCGCCGAGGGCAAGACCACUCUCUGGAUGGGUGAGCUUGAGCCUUGGAUUGAUGAGAACUUCGUCCGCAACCUGUGGUUCCAGAUGGGUGAGCAGGUCAACGUGAAGAUGAUCCGUGACAAGUUCUCUGG